AUGUUGGGUGUAGGGCCCCCCAGGGCACGCAGGGCGCCCCUGCAGCGCUCAGAUACCGCCCCUGAGGAGCUGGAACUGGAGAAGCGCUUGGAGGCGGAGUGGCGCAGACGGUCCCUGGCCCGGGCCAACUCGGCUGACCGGCCGUCGUCAGCAGCGCCGCCGCGCACGGCCUACACUCUCCCUGCCGCCUUCCCUGAGACCAUCUUCCCCAGAGAAUCUCUCCCCCAAAGACAAUCUUCCUUAUUGAUCAUCUCCCCAGAGACAAUCGUCCCCAGAGACAAUCUUCCCCAGAGACUAUCUCCCCCAGAGACAAUCUUCCCCACAGACCAUCUCCCCCAGAGACUAUCUCUCCCAGAGACCAUCUUCCCCAGAGACAAUCUUCCCCGAGGCAAUCUUCCCCAGAGACCAUCUCCCCCAGAGAUCAUCUCCCCCAGAGACAAUCUUCCCCAUAGACCAUCUCCCCCAGAGACCAUGUCCCCCAGAGAUCAUCUUCCCCAGAGACAAUCUUCCCCAGAGACCAUCUCCCCCAGAGACCAUCUCCCCCAGACACCAUUUUCCCCAGAGACCAUCUUCCCCAGAGACCAUCUCUCCCAGAGAUCAUCUCCCCCAGAGACAAUCUUCCCCAUAGACCAUCUCCUCCAGAGACCAUGUCCCCCAGGGACCAUCUUCCCCAGAGACAAUCUUCCCCAGAGACCAUCUUCCCCAGAGACCAUCUCCAGAGACCAUCUUCCCCAGAGACCAUCUCCCUCAGAGACUAUAUUCCCCCAGAGACCAUCUUCCCCAGAGACCAUCUCCCCCAGAGACCAUCUUCCCCAGAGACCAUCUCCCUCAGAGACUAUAUUCCCCCAGAGACCAUCUUCCCCAGAGACCAUCUCCCCCAGAGACCAUCUCCCCCAGAGACCAUCUCCCCCAGACACCAUUUUCCCAGAGACCAUCUUCCCCAGAGACCAUCUCUUCCAGAGAUCAUCUCCCCCAGAGACAAUCUUCCCCAUAGACCAUCUCCCCCAGAGACCAUGUCCCCCAGAGAUCAUCUUUCCCAGAGACAAUCUUCCCCAGAGACAAUCUUCCCCAGAGACCAUCUCCCCCAGAGACCAUCUCCCCCAGAGACCAUCUUCCCCAGAGACCAUCUUCCCCAGAGACCAUCUCCCCCAGAGACCAUCUUCCCCAGAGACAAUCUUCUGCAGAGACCAUCUUCCCCAGAGAGCAUCUUCCCCAGAGACCAUCUCCCCCAGAGAUCACCUCCCCCAGAGACAAUCUUCCCCAUAG
Procambarus clarkii (red swamp crayfish) is the source of this 1266-nucleotide messenger RNA. The record is from RefSeq and is a predicted model, not a curated record. Lineage: Eukaryota; Metazoa; Arthropoda; Malacostraca; Decapoda; Cambaridae.